AUGGGAGUGGGUUUACCAUUAUUAAUACUAUGCGAUAUUAUAUAUUUAUUUAACAAGGGGAGAUUGACAAUAGUGCUAUCUACAUUCAUUUUUUAUUAUUUGUAUAACAUAGAGAAAAAGAAAUCAAUAAUAUCACCAAAUACAAGCAAACCUAUAUCAACAACUGAGAAUGAUUCCACAUCAAAAUUAAAAUUUAAAGAGUCAAAAAGUUCAAAUUCUCCAAUUUACGCCAUAGAUUUCACAUCAACAACUUUCAUACCAUCCACAACUUCAAAUAUACCCAAAACUGUGUCAUUACGUCUGAGAGCUAAAAGAUCUCCCAAAAUCAUAAAAGCCAAUAAACCAACCACCAGCAUAAAAAGAGACAAUUCUCCUGUACUAAGUCAAACACAAGUUGAUUUAAAAUCUUCACAAAUCUACAUAUUUUAUACAACUUUAACUGGAUCAUCUUUAAGAAUAUCUAAAAAAUUAAAUGAAAAAUUAUCAUUAAUGGAAUUAAAAUAUAGUCCAAAGUUAUUAAGUUUAGAUGAUGAUGUAGAUGAUUUAGAAAAAUAUUUUUUAAAAACUCCAAAAACCAAUGAACAAGGUGAUGAAGUUAAAAAUAUAUAUAUAAUGGUAUUACCAUCUUAUGAAACCGAUUCACCAAUUGAUUAUUUUUUGGAGCAUCUUAUAGAUACUUAUCAAGAUUUUAGAGUUGAUAAAUAUCCCUUAAGAUCUUUAUUAGGAUUUGCAGUAUUAGGAUUAGGAGAUUCAGAAAGUUGGUCAGGUGAAAAAUUUUGUUAUCAAGCAAAAUUAACUGAUAAAUGGUUAGGAAAAUUAGGUGGUAGGCGAUUAUUUCCCUUGGGUGAAGUUUGUAUGAAAUUUGAAGGUGAACCAAAAGCUCAAGAAUGGAUACAAAACUUUAGUGAAUUAUUAGUUGAUGAUGAACCAUUUUAUAUUGAUGAAAAUGAUGAUGCUGAAUUUGAUGAUAGUGAUAAAGAAGAUGAAGAAGCAAAUAGUGAUGAUGCAGAUACAUUAGUUGAUGUAGAGGAUAUGGGUGAUAUAAUUAGAAAAACGGGUGGAAGAUCACAACAACAACAACCUAUGGAAAUAAAACAAAUGGUUGCAAAAGAUUCACCCACUUACAAAUCUUUAACAAAACAAGGUUAUACUAUAGUUGGAUCACAUUCAGGUGUCAAAAUCUGUAGAUGGACAAAAUCAGCAUUAAGAGGAAGAGGAUCAUGUUAUAAAUUUGCAUUUUAUGGUAUCAAAUCUCAUUUAUGUAUGGAAACAACUCCUUCUUUAGCAUGUUCAAAUAAAUGUGUAUUUUGUUGGAGACAUGGUACAAAUCCAGUUGCAAAAUCAAAUUGGAGAUGGGAAUUAGAUCCACCUGAAAAAGUUAUGGAAGGUGCAUUACAAGGUCAUUAUCAAAAAAUUAAACAAAUGAGAGGUGUACCUGGAAUUCAAAUGGAUAGAUUUCAAGAAGCAUUUAAAGUUAAACAUUGUGCAUUAUCUUUAGUUGGUGAACCUAUUUUUUAUCCUCAUAUUAAUGAAUUUGUUGAUAUGUUACAUAAACAACAUAUAAGUUCAUUUUUAGUAUGUAAUGCACAACAUCCAGAUAAUUUAGCAAAAUUAUCAAAAGUUACUCAAUUAUAUGUAAGUAUUGAUGCACCUACUAAAAAAGAUUUAAAAAAAGUUGAUAGACCAUUAAAUAGUGAUUUUUGGGAAAGAAUGAUGGCAUGUUUAGAUAUUUUAAGAACUAUUCAAUCACAUCAACGUACAGUUUUUAGAUUAACUUUAGUAAAAGGUUUUAAUAUGGAAGAUAUUGAAAGUUAUGCUGAUAUGGUUGAAAGAGCAUUACCUUCACAAAUUGAAAUUAAAGGAGCAACUUUUUGUGGAUCUUCAAAUGGUAAUGGUAAUCCAUUAACAAUGCAAAAUAUUCCAUUUUAUGAAGAAUGUAAAAACUUUGUAGUAAGUUUAAAUAUAGAAUUACAAUCAAGAGGUUUAACAUAUGAUAUAGCAGCAGAACAUGCUCAUUCAUGUUGUAUAUUAGUAGCAGAUUUAAAAUUUAAAAUUAAUGGAAUAUGGAAUACUCAUAUUGAUUAUCCUAAAUUUUUUGAAUUAUUAGAACUGGGUAAUGAUUUUGUUGAUAUAGAUUAUAUUAAACCAACUCCUGAAUGGGCAAUAUGGGGAUCUGAUGAAGCUGGGUUUAAUCCUGAAGAUACAAGAUGGGAUAGAAAAGCUGAAAAAUUGAAAAAUAAAUUAGCAAGAGAAGAAGAAGCUAAAAGGAAAGAAAAAUUGCAAAAUAAUGAAAUUGAAAUUUUAUAG
Lodderomyces pseudojiufengensis is the source of this 2307-nucleotide messenger RNA. Its product is annotated as putative tRNA 4-demethylwyosine synthase. The transcript has a single exon. The coding region runs from base 1 to 2307 and encodes 768 amino acids. Lineage: Eukaryota; Fungi; Ascomycota; Pichiomycetes; Serinales; Debaryomycetaceae. Gene Ontology annotation, molecular function: catalytic activity; FMN binding; 4 iron, 4 sulfur cluster binding. The record is from RefSeq and is a predicted model, not a curated record. Gene Ontology annotation, biological process: wybutosine biosynthetic process.